AUGACGAUAUCCAAAGAAGCCUUACUCAAAGACUACGAGUUUGACCCAAGUCUCAUUGAGCGCAUAGCCUUUCGCAAAGUCAAACAUCCCAUCGCCAUCGUCGAGCCAGAUCCAUCCUGGCCCCAACACUUUGCCCUUGCCAAGGCUCGCAUUGAAACCGCCCUUGGCGACACCGUUGUCUCCGUCGACCACGUCGGCUCAACCAGCGUCCCCGGUCUUCAAGCAAAAGCAGUCAUCGACAUUGACCUCACAGUUCGAGAUGUCAACGAUGAGGCAUCGUACGUGCAGGCGCUCGAGAAUGCAGGAUUUCACUUCCUAGUGAGAGAGCCCAAGUGGCACGGACAUCGUUUCUUUUGUGACUAUGGAGAUGUGCCAACGAAUUUGCAUGUCUGGGGCCCAGAUUGUCCUGAGGCGGCGAGACAUAAGAUCUUUGCAGAUUGGUUAAGAAACAAUGAGGAUGAUCGAAAGUUGUAUGAGAAUAUCAAGCGGGAGUCGUCUAAGGCGAGCAUUGCCAGUGGUGAGGACGUUAUGGAGUAUAACAAAAGGAAGCAGAAUGUCAUUCGGGAGAUUUUACAAAGAGCUUUUAAAGCUUUAGGUUAUCUAUAA
Molecule: messenger RNA, 606 nt
Organism: Fusarium poae
Lineage: Eukaryota; Fungi; Ascomycota; Sordariomycetes; Hypocreales; Nectriaceae
Exons: 1
Coding region: 1-606 (201 amino acids)
Source: RefSeq, a predicted model, not a curated record